GACAUGCUGAUGCUGGAGAAUCAGCUGCCGAUGCUAGUGCUGGAUCGGCUGGUCGCCGUGGAGUGUGAUGGCAAGGAGGAUGACGAAUACAUCAACAGGCUCAUCCUCAAUUACUGCUCCCCUGGCAAGAACACGGUGAGGAUAGGCAAAUGCCUGCACGUCCUGGACGUUGUCAGGAAGAGCCUACUACUCCAUGAGAAGCCCAAGCUGGACAAGGUGGGGUGUGAGGGCCUUCUGUUAGUCCGGUCAGCCACUGAGCUCAAUAAGCAUGGGAUCCGGCUCAAGAAGAGCAAGACCCACAGCCUCAUGGCCAUCUCCUUUGCUGGCGGGGUUCUGAGUCUCCCUGAAAUCGUGGUGGAAGAAGCAACCGAGUCCAUGUUCCUCAACCUCAUCUCAUUUGAGCGCUUCCAUGUCGGGACCGGGAACGAGGUCACAUCCUACAUCUACUUCAUGGACUACAUCAUCGCCAAUGAGUGCGAUGUCACGCUUCUCCACACCUUGGGCAUAGUCCUGAAUGUCCUGGGGAGCGACAAGGAGACCACCGGGCUGUUUCGCUUGCUGGCCAAGUACACAACUAUUGAACCCAACAGCGGUCUCAUUUCUGUGUGCAAUAAGGUCAAUGAGUACUGCAACAAGCCCUGGAACAAGUGGAGGGCUAAUCUCCUUCAGACCUACUUCAGGAGUCCUUGGGCUUUAUUGUCUCUCGUUGCGGCUAUCUUCCUCUUUGCACUCACUAUAAUUCAGACCGUAUAUGCCAUGCUCAGCGAUUGA
Eucalyptus grandis is the source of this 771-nucleotide messenger RNA. RefSeq names its product UPF0481 protein At3g47200. The record is from RefSeq and is a predicted model, not a curated record. The transcript has 2 exons. The coding region runs from base 4 to 771 and encodes 255 amino acids. Lineage: Eukaryota; Viridiplantae; Streptophyta; Magnoliopsida; Myrtales; Myrtaceae.